Molecule: messenger RNA, 1997 nt
Organism: Dendrobium catenatum
Lineage: Eukaryota; Viridiplantae; Streptophyta; Magnoliopsida; Asparagales; Orchidaceae
Product: probable galacturonosyltransferase 9
Exons: 2
Coding region: 136-1725 (529 amino acids)
Molecular function (GO): polygalacturonate 4-alpha-galacturonosyltransferase activity
Source: RefSeq, a predicted model, not a curated record
UAGUUUUUCCUUAUCACCUUUAUGUCCUUACUGCGGAAGUUCACUUUGUCGUCGUCACCGACGAGCGAGCUAGCGAGCUAGAACGAGUUGGACGCAUGGAAGCAACUCUAGUAAGCGGUCCCUAAGUUUGGUAGAAUGGCCGGCGGCAGACCCAUCCGUCCGAUGGGCGGUCUCGGUACUUUCUUCUCCUACAAGGUCUUUGUAUCCUUCGUUUUCACUCUCCUUUUCAUCGCCUCCCUCAGCGUCAUUCUUUCCUCCUCCACGUCUCCGGUUUCAUCAUCCCCAAGUUCCAGUGAUGGAAGCGCUAUCUCUGGCGAGGCCGCUGCCGCUGGGAUCCGCCGAACUUUUUUGGCCCUCAAUUCCGAUCCCCUCCAAACUCGCCUUGAUCUCAUAUACCGACAAGCAGCGGAUCACCUCGCGCUUGUCCAUGCGUACGCCGCUUACGCCCGCCGCUUGAAGCUUGAAAACUCCCGUCAAUUGCGCCUCUUCGAGGACAUGGCAACCGGAUUCUCCAAUCUCGCCUCCCGCCUCGACUCUGACUCUCUAGCCGACGAGGACAACAUUCGUCCGGUGGAAAAGGAGGCCAAGGACCGGAUUAAGCUUGCUCGACAGCUCAUCUCCGAGUACAAGGAACCCUUCGAUACCCAACUGAAGAUACAGAAGCUCCGCGACACUAUUUUUGCUGUCGGUGAGCAGCUCCACCGCGCCCGGAAGCUCGGGGCGCUAUCGAGCCGCAUUGCUGCGGGAUCCACGCCGAAGAGCCUCCAUUGCCUUGCCAUGCGUCUUAUGGAGGAGCGAAUUGCCCACCCGCAGGACUAUCGCCCUCUAAACCCCCCGGAUCUAUUUGAUUCGGAUCUCUAUCACUACGCCAUCUUCUCCGACAACAUAAUCGCCGUCUCCGUCGUCGUCAAUUCUGUUGUCAAGAACGCGGCGGAACCUCGCCGGCACGUGUUCCAUGUGGUCACAGAUCCGAUGUACGCGGCAGCGAUGCAGGUAUGGUUUACUCGCCGGCCGCCGGCAGGUGGCGCGAAGGUUGAUGUUAGAUCGGCAUCGGUGUUUGGGUUUCUGAACGCGAGUUACUCGCCAGUGGUGCGGCAGAUCGAGGGCGGCCGACGUGAUUUGGUGCUUCUGGAUUAUUUGAGAUUCUAUUUGCCGGAGAUGUUUCCCAAGCUGAAGAGGGUAAUCUAUCUGGAGGACGAUGUCGUGGUGCAGAAGGAUCUGUCGGGGCUAUGGAUGAUGGAUCUCGAUGGAAAGGUGAACGGUGCUGUGGAGAUGUGUUUCGGUGGGUUCAGGAGGUAUUCGAGGUAUAUGAAUUUCUCACACCCGGUGGUGAGGGAGAGGUUCAGCCCGAGGGCGUGCGCAUGGAAUUUUGGCGUGAAUGUCUUCGAUUUGGAUGCCUGGAGGCGAGAAAGGUGCACCCAGCAGUUCCAUCGUUACCAGAACCUGAAUGAGGAUGGCACAUUGUGGAGUGCUGGAAAUGUCCUUCCAGCAGGCUUGAUGACAUUCCACACAACAACAAAACCAAUAGACAAAUCAUGGCAUGUAAUGGGACUUGGCUACAAUCCUAGCGUGAGUCCGGAUGAGAUCCGGAGGGCUUCUGUCAUUCAUUUCAAUGGAAACAUGAAGCCUUGGCUUGAUGUCGCCCUCAACCAAUACAAGCACCUAUGGACUAAGUACGUUGAUACUGAGAUGGAAUUCUUGCCACUCUGCAACUUUGGUCUAUAAAAAACCCCAAGAAAUCAACAUUACUUGAGCGAUUUUCACUUCUCAAAGCUUCAUCCGGUUAGAUUUUUGUAUAAUUCUAACUUCAUACAUGACCUCUUUCUUCUUUAUAGUUUCCUGGAACAUAUAUGCCUGUCUCCAACUGUAGGCGUUAUUCUCUCUACAUAUUUUUAUAACUUUUGUUUUGCUUUGGUUUGGAUUUUUAUCGAUAGAUGAAUUACUGGCUCUUUGUAACUCGAUAGUUCCUCAUAAUCUCAUGAUGUUUUCUCUAUAAA